AAAUAGGUCGCAAUCUCACACAUAGAUGAUAGUUGUGAUGGAAACAAGAUGACUCGUAAUCGUAAUCAGUCUCAGAGAGAUGGAAGAAUCGCAAGAGAUUUUGUUGAACUCGCUGGCAAACGCUGGAGUUCCGAUUCCACCGGAGGUUUUAUCAGUUGAAGAUCUAGCACCGGAAACCUUGGUGUCGAUCUGUGCUCAUUCUCUUCGUAUAAUUUCGAACUCGGAAUCCUUUCCGAUCACUUUACCGGACUCAAUGGCAGAUCGUUUCAAAAUCUGCACCGAUCUGGCUUCGUCAGUCAAAGACCUAGGUUACAUCGGCGACAUGAGCUUCCAUAAGUUCCUGUAUCCAUCUGAAGAAGACAUGUAUAAGUUGAUAAGAUUUUUGGUUGGGAGGCUCUCUGAAUCAUCUACAACUGCAGUAUCACCAAACGCAAAGGAUUUGCAUACCAAAGUUGAAGACCUGAAUCUGAGAAGUCAAGAAGCAGUGUCAAAUUCAAUCCAAUAUGCUGAAAAAGAUAUUGCAGCUGAUGACAUUAAUAGAGAUGGGAAAUCGAACACUGAUAAUGUUGGAUUGAGUGGUAUGGAAAACGGCAUAAGUUUAACCGAGGACACCCAGUAUUCAAGAAACUCUGCUGGAGGUGACAGAGGGGUUAUAUCUCAGGAAGACGGUCAACAUAAACUCGAGCAGGCACAAAUGUCUCUUCAAGAGAAAUCAUCCCAGACGAGUCACAAGACAGAAAUGUUACUAAAUCAAGAAAAUGUGACUUCGGAUGAAGUGACUGCAAAGUCAUUAGAGUUGCAGCGAUUGGAAGAGCAACAUGAUUUGUUGAAAGCGGCUGUGGAAAUGGCUUGCGAUGAACAAAACUCUGUGGAUUCAUACAUUGUGCAGCUCACCGAGCAAGUAGAUGCAAGGAGGCGAAAUCUAGCGGAAUUGGAGUCAAAAUGGAAAGCCAUCAUGAAGCCUUUAGAAGAUAAGAGAAAAAACCUUGAAGAAGCUUUAUGUGCAAAACAACCCGAGUCUCAUGAAAAACAUCGGAAGUGGAAAAAACUCGAGCAGGACACUGAAUCAGUAUUGUCUGAAACCGAGCAGAGGGAGGAAGAACUUUCCAAGCUGUCGACAGAAAUUGAGAAACUACCUAAAUUGGCGACAAGAAGAUCCUACAUUGAACGGAUAAAAGAAAUCACCAAGAACAGCCGGAAACAGGACAUUGACAUAGAACGUAUCUUAAAAGAGACCCGAGAGCUUCAGUUGGAGAGUAACAUGAUUCAAGAACGCUUGCAUCGAACUUACGCUGUGGUAGAUGAAACACUGCUGAGGGAGUCAAAGAAGAACCAAGCCGGGGAACAAGCUCACGAUUUGCUAACAGUCAUCCACGAAAGUUUCGAAGAGAUAUCAGAAAAGAUCCUCGCAACCGAUCGAGCUCGUAGAGAAGCUACCGAGCUUGAAACUAAGCUUUCUCGUAUCGGUACCCAAAGUUUGAACGUGGCGAAACUGGAAGCCGACCUUGACGCCAUUCGGAAGGAAAACGAAUACCUUCAGUCUCACACUCAGUUGGGUAAUCCUUAAAUCUCUAAACCCUUUGAUUCAAAUCCCUCAAACUCUAUACAGAGAAAAAAAAAAGUCUUCACAUAUUCUAAUUUCUGAAAGAUGAAUUCAGUAGGUGUUUUCUUACAAUGUAAACUAUGCAUAAAUGUAA
Molecule: messenger RNA, 1697 nt
Organism: Cynara cardunculus var. scolymus (artichoke)
Lineage: Eukaryota; Viridiplantae; Streptophyta; Magnoliopsida; Asterales; Asteraceae
Product: coiled-coil domain-containing protein 22
Exons: 6
Coding region: 80-1567 (495 amino acids)
Biological process (GO): positive regulation of ubiquitin-dependent protein catabolic process
Molecular function (GO): cullin family protein binding
Source: RefSeq, a predicted model, not a curated record